AUGGGCGUGUACAAAAGCUUCAGGCACGCGACAUUGCAGCAGGCGAAAUCACCCGUCACAGCGAGGUUGAGACAAACCACCCACAUCCCUAUCCCAAUAAUAUCGACGCAAUCUAUGCCGUUGAGACGUCACACUGCGCGCAUGGGAAUUUUAAUGCUCUUUGCUCUAGGGGCAUGGCCAGCCACGGCCUUAGCAACCCCGCCUGGGGCAUAUCCACCAGAGAAACUGGCGAAAGAGAAUCAUCGACAGCCGAAUCUCCAAAGUAAUCAUUUCACGGCGGCUGACGGCCGCCAUUACAUCGUUCCGCACAAGGAGGGGACAGACGCGGCUGCUCAACUCAUGGCCCACGGCUGCACAACGACGAUACGCAACAACAACAUCCCAUGCUACUGGGAUGGUACACAGACGCUAUACUCAGCAACAAGAACUUUGACGGCUCCAGUCGACUGCCACGGCUGCUCAGAUAUUCAUGUUCAACAAGACGUCUAUUUCUGCCCAGUGGAGAAGAUAUACACUACUAGUUGGGCCACGAACCCCAGCACAACUUGGAUUACAGUCUGCGCAACGUCUACCCAGAAAGCCGUCAACUUGAAUAAGAAGGACUUUCUAACAAAUGACGCCGCCUUGCCUGGGCGAACCCGAGCUCCGCAACCGGAGCCGACCAGGAUAUAA
Molecule: messenger RNA, 672 nt
Organism: Pyricularia grisea
Lineage: Eukaryota; Fungi; Ascomycota; Sordariomycetes; Magnaporthales; Pyriculariaceae
Exons: 1
Coding region: 1-672 (223 amino acids)
Source: RefSeq, a predicted model, not a curated record